CGCCGACGGCGCCGGCGGGACCGCGCGCGCCCCGCUUCCGCCAGCCGCGGGGCUCUGCCCGCCCCAGGCGGGGAAGGUCCGCGGCCGCCGCCGCCAGAAAGUCCGGAGCGUGCGCCUGCGGCUCGGGGCUGAGCAGUGGCGCCGCCAUUCGGGCGACGCGGGCGUCUGCUGCCGCGCGCACGGGCACGGCCACGCGCACGCUGCCGGGGAGCAUGACGGCGGUCACUCCCACUCCCACGGCCACGACCACGGGCACGACGACCACGCCCACGGUCACGACCACGACCACGGGCACGAAGAGCACGGUGGGCACGGCCAUGGCCACGGCCACGGCCACUCGCACGGCCACUCGCACGGAGAGAUUCCGGAGUGGGUGCCCGGGAAGGCCGCGCUCCGGAGGUGGCGGGACACGUCUCGGAGGACGGGCUCCAUGGCCACGGUCGUGUGCUUGUUCGCCGUGUCGGUGCUGCCGUGGGCCCUGCGGCCAUUCCGGGUGCUCGGGCCCCUGGCGGUCUUCGUUACGCUCGGGGUGCCCGCGGCGGUGGAGUCGCUCGGGGCCGCCGCCAGGCUCGACGUGCACUUCCUCAUGACUCUCGCGGCAUUCGCGUCCGUCCUCAUAGGCCACGCCCACGAGGGGGCGCUGCUCCUGCUGCUGUUUGCCCUGUCGGAGGUCAUGGAGGAACGGCUGUCUCUGGGUGCGCAGGCCUCCCUGGAUGCCCUGGCGCGGCUUAGCCCAGAGAGGGCGCACCUGCUCACUGGGCCCGCCUCGCUGGACGCCGAGACGACCGACGUGGCCGCCUCCGAGCUCCGGGCGGGGGAUCGUGUGCUGGUGCGGGCAGGAGAGGUCGUGCCCGUGGACGGCGAGGUCCUGGAGGGCUUCUCGCAGGUCGGGCUGGACCACCUCACUGGGGAGCCGCUGCCACAGCCGAUAGCGCGCGGUGACCCGGUGCUGUCGGGGGCCAAGAACAUUGACGGGGCGCUGGUGCUGGAGGUGCGCCGGCCAGCUGCGGAAUCCACCGUUCAGCGCAUCGCGCGCCUCACCGCCGCCGCCAAGGCCUCGCGCCCGGGGCUGGUCCCCCGUCUGUACGUACCCAUUCUCUGUGCCCACCGCUUCUCCUCGGUGACUCUCCUGGACGCCGUGGCGGAGCGCUGGUCCAGGUCCGUGGUGGUUAGCACGCUGGCACUGGCCGCCUUCCCGCCGCUGCUGUGGGGGGCGCCGCUCGUGCCGUCGCUGUACCGCGCGCUCGUCUGGCUCAUCACCGCGUCGCCGUGCGCGCUGGUCCUGGCGACGCCCCUGGUGUACCCUCUCGCCCCGUACGUGUCCGGCCUCUCGGCGGCCGCUUCCCAUGGCAUCCUCCUCAAGGGAGGGCGCACCCUGGACGCCCUUGCGACCGUGAGCGGGUUCGCGUUCGACAAGACUGGUACAAUCACGACGGGGGCCCCCGAGCUCCAGCGGGUGGAGCUGCUGGGCGGCGGCGAGGGCCGCGGGAUUAUUUUCCUGAGGUUCACCCUGCUUCGGCACUCCCUCUCGAAAGAUCGCGGAUGCGAUGGGCUCCCCCGUAGCAGCUCCCCCAGCUGGUGGCCGGCCAACGAGGGCGAGGACCAGGCUUCGAACCGUCGCGGCCUCGCGCUCGCCGCCGCCCUGGGUCGCCUCUCCGUGCACCCGGUCUCCAAGGCGCUGGUGGCGGCCGCCCCCGCCCCCUCGCCCGGGGUGCCCGCCGCGGCGGUGGAGGGGUUCCGCCUGGUCGCAGGCUCUGGCGUGUCUGGCACGGUGACGGUGCCCGGCGAGGGGUCGGCCGAGGCGGCCCUGGGCCGCCCAGAGUUCGUGGCGCAGCACCUGGAGCGAGCCCUUGGCGCUGGGCAGCUGGCCUCGACGGUGCGCGAUGCCGCGGCGAACCCGCGGCACGGCCGAGUGGUGACUGCGCUGGCUGCUCUGCCCGCGGACGGCGGCGGCGCGGUGCAGGCGUGGCUGUUCCACAUGAGCGAUCGAAUCAAGGAGUCUGCCCCCAAGAUGCUGGCGGAGGCCGGCAAGGGAGGAUCUCUCUACAUGCUCACCGGCGACCGCCGCGCGAACGCGCUGCGGGUGGCUGGACAGCUGGCCGAGGCCGGCGUGUCUUUCGAGGAGAUCCACGCGGACCUGCGCCCGGAGGACAAGCUUGCCAGGGUCCGGGAGCUCGACGCGCGGCUUCGCGGUGCCGCCGCCGAGGCCGACGGCCCGUGGUCCCGCUGCCUGAGGUGGCUGGGCGUGACGGCGGGUGGGCUGGCCAUGGUGGGCGACGGCGUGAACGACGCCCCGGCCCUCGCGGCGGCGACCGUCGGCAUAUCCCUCACGUCGCAGGCGGACGGCGCGAUGCCCACCAACGCCGUGGAGGGGUCCGACGUCCUCGUGCUGCACCGGGCGCGGGACCCCGCAGGGGACGCAGACCUGCAGAGGGUGGAGUGGGUGCUUGCCACAGCGCGGAAGGUCAGAGACAAUUUUGCGGCCGCAAGCUCGCGAUGUGCUCCAACAGAUGUCCCUGCCGACGGCCGUUGUUGUCCUCAGAACCUGGCUCGGCGCUUGGACCGCAGCCCGACGGUUCCAGCAAGCAGAGCCCUGUCUUUUUUGUGGCGCAGGCGAUGACAGCUUCAAGCACAAGUCGUUUUGCCAUAUAUUUAUCGAGCUCAUGUCCCUCUCAUCUUCCGGGGCCUCUUCAGCUGGCCUUUUCCCUUGCCCAUUCCAUCCCGUGCAGUUGCUCGCCUCGGUUUUUCUGAUUCAUCCCCGCUCGCUCUCAUCACCACAGUCGCCGCUACAAUCUUGCGCCAGCAAUUGCGUGGCAUCCGAAGCGGUGCCCUUGUCUCCCAGCAGGGAACGAGGCAGGCCAUUCCCACAAUGAGAUGGUUCAUGCGGCGAGCCCAGAAGCGGCGAUGGCCAAUUGACCUUCAUUCCGCAGGCCACGUGCGAGAAAGGCGCGCUGUUGGAGCGGCGGCGUAUGGCGCACUUCGCGACAGGCCCGCGAGGUUGACGGCGGCUGCGGGCUGGCGUCGGCGGCCAGCGGCAGCGCGGACGAAAGACCGCUCGUUUCCGUUUCCCCGCCUGGUCCUUCCAGUACGGGCGCGGUGCCAUGGCGGCAAUUUGAUGGGACGCAUCGCAGCAGGAG
Prorocentrum cordatum is the source of this 3137-nucleotide messenger RNA. Lineage: Eukaryota; Dinophyceae; Prorocentrales; Prorocentraceae. The record is from the annotation of a GenBank genome assembly.